Molecule: messenger RNA, 1782 nt
Organism: Kalmanozyma brasiliensis GHG001
Lineage: Eukaryota; Fungi; Basidiomycota; Ustilaginomycetes; Ustilaginales
Product: Ribosomal L11 methyltransferase, PrmA
Exons: 1
Coding region: 1-1782 (593 amino acids)
Biological process (GO): peptidyl-arginine methylation
Cellular component (GO): nucleus
Molecular function (GO): protein-arginine N-methyltransferase activity
Source: RefSeq, a predicted model, not a curated record
AUGGUGCACAAAGAUCCCGAGGGCUACAUUUCGGACUCGUCCUCCUCCAUCGACGAUGACAACGACUACGGUGACUGGCGCUCCGACGAUGACAACGCGGCUACCACCCUUGCGCUCUUUGCGGAUUCCUCCACGUCGAGGCCUUCCUUUGCGUCCCCGCUGGAGGCGCUCGCUCACGCUAAGAGCCAGGGUUGCGAUCUUGCCGCGCUCGUUGCACGCCUCGAGCUGGACACACUCCAGGUGAUUCGUCUCAUCAACCAUAUUCGUCGGAACAAUCUCACGCCCGAGCAGGUCAACGCGAUCACCCGGGACAGUGGCGUCCUGUUGGACGAUGCGGAGCUCAAGCCGGUCCCCGGCUUCGAGGACGAUGGGUUACUGCAGGUGGAUUUCGACCUGCUUGCACUUCCCACCUCCAGUGACGCUGCCGGUUCAAGCGAAAAGUCUCGUAUCGCCGAGCUCGAGUCGCAACUAGCCACCGCGCGUGCAGCUUUCGAAGAGCUCCGCACGCUCCACGCCACCACCCUCGGUCUCACCCCCUCCGACCUCACCGAUUCGUCCACCUCCCAACUCACCGCUCACCAACGCUCCUCCCUCGCCACCUCGGCUGCCCGCACCAAACGCGGAGCGAACGACGCCGAAGACGACAUCCUCUACUUUGACAGCUACUCGACCAACGGCAUCCACCAAACCAUGAUCACCGACUCAGCACGCACGUUGAGCUAUGCGCAGUUCCUGCUCCAUCCGUCUAACUCGCAUUUGAUUCGGGGGAAGGUGGUGAUGGAUGUGGGGUGUGGGACGGGCAUUUUGUCGCUCUUUGCGGCGAGAGCGGGGGCGAAGCAGGUGAUCGCCAUUGAUGCGUCGGCGAUUGUCGAGCGCGCACGGGAGAACGUCGAGGCAAAUGGCUUUGGGCACGUUGUCAAGGUUCAUCGUGGCAAGCUGGAGGAUUUUACCUCCGAACUCGAGGCGUGGGAGGGAAAAGUGGAUGUACUGGUGAGCGAAUGGAUGGGGUAUUUCUUGUUGUAUGAGAACAUGCUCCCCUCGGUGCUGCUCGCUAGGGAUCGAUAUCUGAACCCGGAAACCGGAGUUCUGGCGCCAAACAGGAUGACCAUGCACCUCGCCGCCUUCUCCUCCUCCAAGUUGAUCAACGACAAGCUGCGCUUUUGGGACGACGUCCACGGGUUCAACAUGACCAGCAUGACCACGGGGUUGUUGGACGAGGCCUUCGUCGAUGUGUUGGACAAGGACGAUGUGGUAUCCGACAGCUAUGUGUUUGCGGAUCUCGAUCUGCCGCGGUUGCCAGUGAAGCAACCGGAGCCGGAAAGCUCGUUCGAGCUGACCAUCAGCGCAGAUGGCUCGGUGCACGGCUUCAUUAGUUGGUUCGAUACGUUUUUCUUCCCCUCUGCACGGGUCCCCACCGACGCCUCGACGGAGUGUCCCAAAUUUUCGCUCGAGGACAAAGACGUGGUGGGAUUGGAUCUCAAGAAGAACGCCACCACCGCCACCGGGGAUGACGAGGGCAAGGGCGAACUGGUCAGCUUCUCCACCUCACCUUACAGCAAAGAGACCCAUUGGCAACAGACGCUCUUCGUCCUCAAGGAACCUAUCACAGGCGUGCAAAAGGGUGACAAGAUCAAAGGUCGCAUCGUGGUGCUCCAGGACCAAAAGCAUAGCAGACAGCUCGAGGUCGAAUUGCACUACCUCCACGUUCCCGCCUCGACCGAGAGGCCAGAGGGGAAAAAGAAGGUCGAGACGCAGCUCGUGCAGGUCUUCAUGGUUCGAUAG